ACUUCCGUAUUGGAAUAAGUUUGAGACACACUGCAUGAUUCAUAAGUAAUCGAGGGAUUGAUUUGUUUUUAAAGUGAGAAAAUUUUGAUAAGAAGAUCUAAAGUUUCCGGAUUACAGUGAACGUCAAAUGAUUUGGAGAGUACAUUAGAAUUCUUUUCACUGACAGAAUGAUGUCAUUUUCUGAAACUUUUCAUAAAAUGCAGGAACUGUUUUACGAGCUGAGCUCUAAAAUCAACAGCUACACAUGUACAUGCGGAAGAAAGAUGGACAUAAAUGCAGAUUCAUCUCACAAAACCAGAGAAAGCAGUGUCGAUAAGCAAAGCUUGUUCGGGCAACGACAUCAAGACGGUGAAGAAGAGAGAAUACUACAACUGGAAGGAGAGAGAAAUGCUUUAAACGAUCAUUGUAAAAAACUAAAACACGAGAUAACAGAAAAGGAACAAAGGAUACUCCGACUGGAGAAAGAUCUGUUAGAGAAGGACCGAUCGGAGAUUCAGAUGCGAAAGUCUUUACAGAAAUAUGAAGAAGAGGUGUCGAAGAUGAAAACAGUGGUUACAAAUAGAGAAGAAAAUAUUAGACAUUUAGAAGAACUGCGGAAAGAGGACAAAAGGAAAAUUGAAAAGCUAACAAUUGACACGAGAAGCCAAAAUGUCUUUCAAGAACUAAACGAAGAGUUGAGAAUAACAAAAGACAGAUGUAAGUCAUUGGAAACUCAGAUUGAGAAGUGCAACAGAAAAGAAGUUGUCCUGGGAUUUCACACAACCCUUGUACCAACCAUGUCCUCUCUAAUAUUUAAUGGACUGAUGAAACACCUUGAAGACCGUUUAGCAGAAGAAAACGUUGACUUAGUAAGACGUCCAUAUACUGGAAAGGUACCUUUUAAUUAUCCUUUGCUAGCAGUAUGUGUCAACGUCUCGCGUAUUGCAGCAGAUGCAAAGGAAGCACUGAGAGGAGUUACAGAAGUUGGGAACUGUAAAGAUAUUGCCCUAUUGGUGUUUCAUCACAAAGACGUCCACGCUCUACCAAGUCAAACAAGCGAUAAAAUUCUCACUGGGACGGAAUUUAGCCAUGUUGGACUCAUAUUAGAUUUUGCAUUCCUCACCAACAGAGGAAUUUAUAACUGCGAGUUAAACACCUUGGGCAUCGAGCGGAUUGUGACUUUCUUACUUCAGUACAAGACACGUAAAUGAUUCGGGUGAUGAUUAGAGCGAUGCUAUAAACCAGUACUUACGAAAUCUUUGAUUGUUUACUGAUUUAUGUGGGAAAAUAUCAAAACACACGUCAAGUAUAUUGUAUUAGUUACUAAUCGUCUAUGUGUUAUACUUAGUAUUGUAAAUUACCUUUCGUCAUGAUAUUUCAAUAUUCAUAUACAUUGUGUUGAUUAUAUGAUGUUUAGAAGACCCUAAGAAAGAAUAGUUUUCGAAUCUAAUCGAGUUACCAAUUUUUUAUUUUCACAUUAAUUUUGCCCUUUACUCGAAGAAACUACUAUUUGCAAUACAUGCAUUGUAGUAUCGAGCUAAAAAAAACUUUAUGUUUGGUAGAAGACAUGAUUUAAAAUUUAAAUCCACCUGUGAGAACAUGUUUUGUUCGAACGCCCCAUUAUUUUUCAGGAAUGGAGCUUUCGGAAAGUAGGUCUACCUUUUUAUGUAGAAAUGCUUCUAACCUGACAAAAACGUAAGACGUGAUUUAUACUAAUAGAUAUUCAAAUUUUAGUUUUUAUACAAACUUUAGUUUUUAUUUACGGUUACAUUUACAGUGACAUGAAGUUGAUCAUCAGAUUUGAUGAAUUUACGAUCAUUGUUAUUGUUAUCAGUGUCACUGUCUUUGAUUCCUUGCAGAACUUCAUUUACCAUUUUUGUGUCACAGUUCUGCAUUUAUUAUUGCGGAUAGCAUUCGAUUUAUGUUCAGUCACCUCUGAAAUUAGUUGCUCGUCUACACCAACAUGAUAAAGGCGGGUAGCUGUUGACGCCCGUAACGAGUGGUUUGUUCUAAAUCCAUAUAAACCUCCUUUGCUUAUAAAGGUCGGGUACUACAUUUGCAAGAUUAUGCCUGCCGAGGGGCUGUGCAUAAACCAUUGGUUUUCGGUUGGUUUGGAAAUUGGAGGGAGAUAAACGCGUCACAUAGUUUUACUACCGGGCACUUGCUCAAAUAUUCACAUAUUUCACGAUACAUCGGUCAGGUAGUUCCUUGUUUUCAUAUGCUGGCACACACGUUUUGGAAUGUUUUUCAUGUGUUUGAGUUCUCCUUGAUUAUUUUUAUAGCCAAGACAGUUCCCCGUGUCCAUCCUUACACACAGUUAGUUGUGAACGAUCUCCUAUUUGCAAAUUUCGAUGCUCCAGCGCACAUGUAGUCAAAAGAGGUACAAUGUUGUAUACAGAAGCUUUUGAAGUGUAUCGCCACCUUUGACACCGCUCGAUCACAAAAUGUUUUUUUCAUCCUCCGUUAUCAGCAACGCCUGUUUCUUUGCACCACCAAUAUUUUCAUUUUCUUUGUUUUAUAUAGUGGUAUAGUUUCUAAAAAUACAACGAGCUUAUAAAACAUUAAAAUAGUCUUUUUGUU
This is a messenger RNA of Ostrea edulis (European flat oyster), 2559 nucleotides long. RefSeq lists its product as uncharacterized. Bases 168 to 1190 code for a protein of 340 amino acids. The transcript has 7 exons. NCBI's taxonomy places the organism in Eukaryota, Metazoa, Mollusca, Bivalvia, Ostreida, Ostreidae. The record is from RefSeq and is a predicted model, not a curated record.